GCUUAGUUUGCCUGUUUUAUCUACGGGCUUAAUAGAUAUAACACUGUGAGUAUAUUGUUGAACAUCUGUGAGAUUAGUACUACGUUUCUUUUGCUUUUUUACAGGCAACUGAUCCAAGAACAUGAAUGGUUUUGUUUAAAAUGUUGAAUCCUGCCCUUUUUAAUGAUAUCAAUAGAUGCAUUUCAACGGGUAAAGAGGGAUACAGAGCGAUUUAUUCAGAGCGAGUAUCGGUUCAGAUUUGGAUAUUGUAAGCACUUUCAUAUGAAAAUGGUUAAGAAAUGGGCGAAGAAAGAACCGAGAAAUCAAAUGAGGUAAUGCAGUCUUGUCACGAACCCUUCAGUUCUUUGCAAGCAGAUCGAAAUUGAAUAUCCCAUUGGUAAGUUUCUUUCUCUUUAAUUUUGAGCGGCUGAGUCAUCUUCUUGCCAAGACUGCGCUGUACCAUAGUGGUCAAAUCAUGCAAUAAAACAAUCUAAAGUAAGACAAUGAACUAAUAAGAUGUUCAAUGGUUACAUUCAUAGAUUCUGUAUUUUUGUUCUGCUCUGACAUGGUUUAUUUUCUGUUUUGAAUUUGCAUGUUUUGUGUGUAUGAUGGGGGUGGGGGUGAUGUGAAGUUAAACUAUUGCAUUUAUCUACACCGGCAGGAGGAAAUGAAGUGUUUCAUGCCAUGCAUUGUUGAAAUUAAGGAAGAAUCAAGGGCAGUGAAGUCAAAUUUGGCUAUCCCUUCACCUUCUGCCUUUCUUGAUGAGCAUGAUCUUGCAUCUACUUCUCUGAAUGCCUCAGACUCCACCACGAGUACAGAAUCUUCCAGGAGCAGGACAACCCAGUUUCCUAAUUCAUCUAAACGCUCCUCAGACCUCGGGCAGUUUACAUUCUCAGAACUGAAAGAAGCAACAAAAAAGUUUAGUAGAUAAACCAAGAUUGAGGAGGGUGGGUUUGGAUCUGUCUACAUGGGAACAGUUAGUAGUUUUGAAGAUCCAUGGAAGUGUUUUAAGAAUCUUAUUUCAGCCUUUGCCAUUUUCUUAUCUAAAACUUGCUUAUAUUUACUCUUUUUUGCAAGUCUUUUACGAGUCUUUUUGCAGAGAAUAUAAGAGAGCCACCUUCUGCAGAACUUUGAAGAACCAUUCAAUUCUAUUUAGUCUUAAGUGUCUUUUUGCUAGACUUUGCCUUUCUGUGUAUGUAUUUUUUUGUAUUUAGUUUCAGAGUAUGUAUUUUUUAUAUUCUGUGUAUACCUUAUGGAAAACAAAGUAAUAAUGCACUGGUUGGUUAUUUAAAUAAUCUACACAGUGCGUCUUUUUUUUAAUUAUAAAAGGC
Molecule: messenger RNA, 1310 nt
Organism: Cuscuta europaea
Lineage: Eukaryota; Viridiplantae; Streptophyta; Magnoliopsida; Solanales; Convolvulaceae
Source: the annotation of a GenBank genome assembly